Messenger RNA from Blepharisma stoltei, 1348 nucleotides. Lineage: Eukaryota; Ciliophora; Heterotrichea; Heterotrichida; Blepharismidae. The record is from the annotation of a GenBank genome assembly.
AUGAUUAUUACAGUUCUGAUAAUUUGUGUUACGAUUUCAACCCAUUACUUUUUGAAUUUGAAUAUCAUUGACCCUACCAAAUAUAGAAAGACUAAAAUGAUUCUCACUUUAUGAUAUUUCGCAUCUUAUUUUAGGGCUUCUUAUGCCCAAAAGCUGAAUCAAAUAAUAUUAGAUAUCAGAGACAAUUUUAUUGAUAAUUUAGAUAAAGCAGUAUUUACUUUUAGCUGCUUUGAUGAUUACUUUUUAUGUGACUUUCAACACUAUUACUUAUCUAAUUGCUUUUGCUUUACACUAUUUUGAAUUAACUAUUUUUAUAAUCCACGCCAAUAUCCAAAUCUCUCAUUUUCAUUAGGAAUGAUUAAUAUAUUUAUAUCAAUUUAUGCAAGAAAUUCUUUAUCAUUUUAUCAAUCAGCCUUUGUUUUUCUUAGCGUUUCUUUCUUCUCAUUCUGCACAAUCUGGAGAAGUUCAGUUUCGGGACAAUCUUUUAUUUAUAUUUGCAUAUUUCUCUUACUCCCCCCCCCCCCCUCCGUGAGCGAACAAAAAAAAUUUUGUUCGCUCACGGAGGGGGGGUUAAUUUUUUUUUUUAAAAAAAAUUUAUAUAUAAAUUUAUAUAAAAAAUAUAUUUUUUCGAAAUUUAAAAAAAUCCUAAUUUGCAAAAAUUGGGAAGCAAAUAUUAAUUUAAUUUGCAAAAUUUAUGUUUUAAAAACGCAAUUUGUUUAAAAUUAAACAGAAUUAGCUCUAGAUUUCAUUAUACUAAUUAUCACUUAUAUAUCAAAAAUUUUUUCCAUUAAAAUUUUUUCUAUUAAAAAAAAUUUUUGUUCACUCACGGAGGGUGGGUUUUUGGUCAAAAAAUGGCGAUUUUUCUAAUGGUUUUGUUCGCUCACGGAGGGGGGGGGGGAGUUUAGAUAUUAUGGCAGAAGCUAUUGCUUUUAGUUCUAAUGAGUUGAAUAGAGUAAAAUUACUUAUCAAUACUAUUAGCUUUAUUAUGGAUCUUUGGGGAAUUUCUGUGAUAUUAAUUUUCGUUUUAAUUUGCUUUUGUAUGCACUUGGAUAGCUUUGAUGAAUAUAUUAGACUUUUAGAUAAGAAAAAAGACAAUGAGUUUUAUUUUAAGGUAGCUGAAGUAUAUACUUUUCUACUUGCUUUAAAUUUAGAAGCUAUUUUGGUUGCAAAUUUAUGAUCUAACUCCUGACUAAUAAAAAAUUUAGUGUUAAUUUUUAUUUCAGCUAGUCUAGGCUCUUUACUUGUUUUUCCAGACGAUGAUAAUAGAAAAUUUAUGAUAUUUGCCUCAAAUGUUAUUGCGACAUAUUUUCAAGUAUAUUCUAUCAAGACUUUAUGGAAUUUAAUAUAA